Molecule: messenger RNA, 1936 nt
Organism: Sclerotinia trifoliorum
Lineage: Eukaryota; Fungi; Ascomycota; Leotiomycetes; Helotiales; Sclerotiniaceae
Source: the annotation of a GenBank genome assembly
ACUCCAACCUCUUUUUAAUUAAGUAUAUAGGAUGUCUCCCAAUUAAUAACUAUCUAUUUCGGAAAGUUGACUGCAAAGGAAGGUUUGCAAAAAAUUGAAGCUCCUUUAUAGUCUUGCAUUUGAUCGUUCUCGAAUUUUAUUCAAUUCUGAUGUCUACCUCAUUCCUGAGACAUCUGCUUCUUGCUGGGGUGGCGUUCUACGAUGUCGCUAUCGGCGCUUCGCUACUUCAACCUACUCCUCCGAUGGGUACGCAGACUCCUAAAGCAAUUUUAACAAUGAUUUCUAACUGACCUUCAAAGGAUUCAAUAAUUGGUCAGCAUUUAUGUGUGGUCUUAACGAAUCGCUGUUUGUUGAGACAGCCCAGGCCAUGGUGAAGAAAGGCCUACUUGCGGCAGGUUACAAUCGGCUCAAUCUAGAUGAUUGUUGGAGCAAGGGUAGUCGGGAACCCAAUGGGAGUUUGCUAUGGAACACUGAAAAGUUUCCACGUGGUCUCCCAUGGUUGACCAGCUAUCUGAAAAGCCUGGGUUUUAAUUCGGGAAUUUACACUGAUGCUGGAAUCAACAGUUGUGGCGGAUAUCCGGGAUCGUAUGGAUAUGAGGAGCUUGAUGCUCAAGCUUUUGCCUCUUGGGGCUUUGAUUACCUCAAAGUCGAUGGCUGCAAUAUGCCUGUUGCGACGGAACAAGAGUAUGAGCUUGCCUAUGGACAUUGGCAUAGCGUGUUAAGUGCCAUGGAGAACCCCAUCGUCUUUUCCGAGUCGGCUCCGGCAUAUUUUGCAGAGCAGGAUAAUUUAACGGAUUGGUAUGCUGUGAUGGGCUGGGUUCCAAAAUAUGGACAACUUGCUCGUCACUCGCGUGAUACGCUGGUUUGGAACUCAACUUCAUACUGGCCGGACAUCACUGGGUGGGACUCCAUCAUGUUCAACUAUGGACAAGAAGUACGACUGGCACGAUAUCAAAAACCUGGUUACUUCAACGAUCCAGAUUUCCUCAUCGUUGACCACUUUGAUUUAUCACUUAAUGAAAAGAGAUCGCAUUUCGCUAUCUGGGCCUCACUUUCGGCUCCUCUCAUUAUCAGUGCUUAUAUUCCGGCUUUCAGUGCAGAUGAAAUUGCUUAUCUCACGAAUAAAGAUCUAAUAGCUGUCAAUCAGGACGCACUGGCUUUACAGGCUACACUUGUUAGCCAAGAUGGUACUUGGGAUGUUUUGACUAGAAGUCUAGCUAAUGGUGAUCGGCUUCUUACGGUUAUCAAUCGAGGCAAUUCUACAGCCACUUACAAAAUACCAUUUCAGAGGGUUGGUAUCUCGGCUUCAACAGUUAAAGUCAAGGACUUAUGGACAGGAAAGUCAGUAUUCACGUCUAAAUUAGUCACAGCCGUUAAUGUGCCUUCUCAUGGUACUGCAGUAUAUCGGAUUUCUUCUGGAUAUGGGGACAUAGAGGUCAUACCCACAGGUAUGAUUUUCAACACAGCAUCACUAAAUGUCCUCACCUACUCUACUCAGGGCCUAUCAUGGGCAGGUUCUGUCGGCUCAGAUAACCAAAUAUGGCAAACGAUUGAAGAUGGUACUGUCAGGGGGAUAUUUGAUACUUCUAAGUGUCUUACGGAUCUUGGGGGUGGAAAGGUAUCACUGACUGCAUGUUCUGGGAGCAAUACCCAAAAAUGGGAGUACUACGUUACUGGUAAUCUCGUUAGCCUUAGUACUGGUGCAUGUUUGGCUGAGACUGACAAUGGAGAUGUUAUAACAGCAAAGUGUCAGUUUGAAGGUAACAGUCAAGUGUUCGGGCUACCUAGCGGGAUCAAUGUUAUUGGCUAAUGAACACCCGGGUCAAAAUUGAAGAGUUCUAUAUCCUGGGCUUUAGAUAUUAUUCCACCAUACGUAUCAAGCGCAUUUGAACCACUAGCACUGGAAAACAUCAUUUAAUUUAUAUCACUGUAAUAU